Molecule: messenger RNA, 1986 nt
Organism: Anastrepha obliqua
Lineage: Eukaryota; Metazoa; Arthropoda; Insecta; Diptera; Tephritidae
Exons: 2
Coding region: 943-1638 (231 amino acids)
Source: RefSeq, a predicted model, not a curated record
GGAAAGUUUUUCAUUUGCAACAUGCCAAAAGGACAGGGCCAUCCCAGUAGAUCCAAAAAACGGAGAUUCUGCGGAAAUCGGUACAAGGCAGAAACGGAUACGUCUUUCACCAGCAUAUGGACUUCGAAGAUCCAGCGAGGUUACUCCAGCGUUGUUUCUGUGUCGAAGGAGCAUGGUUACAGUUUUAUGAAUUUUUAUUCUGUAUUCACCAUGCUCAGUACUUAAGUGAUUUGUCGAAAGUGCCAUGGUGACAUAGAGUUCGACAAAACGGAGAUUAUUAAUUCUUGUCCAUUAAUCGGCCGGGCAUAUGAAAUAAAUUGCCGACUAGUAUUUUCCCUGCCGAUGUUGGGUGUGGGUUUUGAAGAUCUGAUAUUAAUUUGUGGACUCAUGGAUUUGAGUUCCCUAAUCAGUCAUAAUUUAUACUAUGGCUGUCUUAACAUUUACACAGCUACACAGGCAAUAUAUGAAAAAUUAUUGAAUCAUGCGGUUGAGCAGGAGAUGGAAUUUAACGAAAAUGACGAUCCGGCACAUCUCACAGUAUCAGGCGAUGGCACAUGGAAGAAAAGAGUAUUUAGCUCGCUAUUGGUGUUUCAACUCUCAUUGGAAAAUUUUCAGAGAAAGUUGUUGACACCUUAGUGAAAUCGAGUUUAUGCCAAGCCUGCAAUAUCUGGAGAAAAAAAAUUAAUAGCUGUGAAUUUGAAAAUGGGUACGAAGAACGCGAAUCAAAGUGCAAAAAAAAUCACAAUGAAAGUUCCGGAAAAAUGGAAGCUGACGCCAUCCUUAAAAUGUUUCAACGAUCUGAGUAGAAACAUCAUGUAUGUACAAUAUUCAACGUAAAUCGGUGAUGGUGACAGCAAAACUUUCAAAGCUAUUGUGGAAGCCAAACCUUACGGAGAUAUUGCCGUUGUGAAGAAAGAGUGUAUAGGGCACGUGAAGAAAAGGAUGGGUCGUCGAUUGCAGGACGUCAAAAAGAAGGUCAAAGGGAUUGGAGGACAUUGCGCCGGAAAGUUAACUGGAAAAGUCAUUAAUGACUUAACGACCUAUUACGGAUUAGCCAUUCGAAGAAAUCCUGAUUCACCGGAAAAUAUGAAAAAUGAAAUAUGGGCUACAUAUUAUCAUAAAAGUUCAACCGAUGAGACACUUCAACAUCAUCUUUGUCCAACUGGCCCCGACAGCUGGUGUAAAUGGCGUAAAGCAGAAGCUCUGGGUGUUUUAGAAUCUUACACCCAUGAGAAACCACCUCUUGCAGAAGAUGUAUUAACUGCUAUAAAGCCUAUCUAUGAGGACUUAACAAAUAAAGAUCUCUUGGAACUAUUCUCGGGGGCCAACACGCAGAAUAACAAUGAGAGUUUCAAUGCUCUCAUAUGGUAUUUCGCGGUCGAUAUAGCUACUUAUCUAGCAGUAUGUAUUUUUAAUGAGAGUUUCGAGGCUAUACUUGACAUCAUACAGACGAUGGGAAUAGUCAUUGGAUCCGAUACAGAUACAUAUAUGGGUCAACGAGGCGCCGAGCGCAUCGCCCGUUCUGAACUCCUCACUUCUCAGUCAGCAAAGAAACCAGAUUGUCUAAGCAACAGGCAAAUUCAGAAAUGCAGGAGUUUUUUGAGAAGGAUGAAGGCAUCUUGUACGGUGCCGGCAUAGUAGACUGAAGGUUAAUUUGAAAAUUCCACUUUUAGUACUCAAGAAUGGUACUUUCAACUUUAAACGCGUUUCCUGAAAACUUACGUUUUUAAAAAUCUCAGCCACGAUAAAUCAAAAUGUAAUUUACCGAAUUGGGCGUGUAAAGUCCCAUUUUGCUCGUAAUUAAUGCCCCUAUAAUGUGAACUAGAAUUAUUACAAUCGAAUAAUAUUUUCGAUUUUUUAUGGCCCACCAAGUCAAAACAAAAUAGUAAAAUCGCGAUUUUCAUGUUUAAGAGGCUGCCAUUUCAUUAUGAAUACCACGGCCGUUAUCAUGGUUGAGGUGCGGCGACAACCCUUUUUUUUGUGGAG